Molecule: messenger RNA, 9272 nt
Organism: Hipposideros armiger (great roundleaf bat)
Lineage: Eukaryota; Metazoa; Chordata; Mammalia; Chiroptera; Hipposideridae
Gene: ITPR1
Product: inositol 1,4,5-trisphosphate receptor type 1
Exons: 58
Coding region: 96-8021 (2641 amino acids)
Biological process (GO): calcium ion transmembrane transport
Cellular component (GO): endoplasmic reticulum; membrane
Molecular function (GO): inositol 1,4,5 trisphosphate binding; inositol 1,4,5-trisphosphate-gated calcium channel activity
Source: RefSeq, a predicted model, not a curated record
UUCUGGCAGGGGAACUUGGGUAAAGAGAUGGGAAGAGAUGCUUUGCGGAGCCUGGGUUUGCAGGAGAGCUCUGGGGAAGACCUGAGUUACCCGGCAUGUCUACACAGCAGGCGCCUGCAGAAACGAUGGGGAGCUACCUGCCGUCCACACCACCAUCUUCUCACGGAACUGAGUUUGUGUUGUCAAUGAUUUUCGGGGAAGACAUGUCGGACAAGAUGUCUAGUUUCCUGCACAUCGGAGACAUUUGUUCUCUGUACGCGGAGGGGUCCACAAAUGGAUUUAUUAGCACCUUGGGGCUGGUCGAUGACCGCUGUGUUGUGCAGCCGGAAGCUGGGGACCUGAACAAUCCACCCAAGAAAUUCAGGGAUUGCCUCUUCAAGCUGUGUCCCAUGAACCGUUACUCUGCCCAGAAGCAGUUUUGGAAAGCAGCCAAGCCAGGGGCCAACAGCACCACAGAUGCCGUGCUGCUCAACAAACUGCACCACGCUGCGGACUUGGAGAAGAAGCAGAAUGAGACAGAAAACAGGAAACUGCUGGGGACCGUCAUCCAGUAUGGCAACGUGAUCCAGCUCCUGCACUUGAAAAGUAAUAAAUACCUAACUGUGAAUAAGAGGCUUCCGGCUCUGCUGGAGAAGAACGCCAUGAGAGUGACCUUGGACGAGGCCGGGAAUGAAGGGUCCUGGUUUUACAUACAGCCGUUCUACAAGCUGCGGUCCAUCGGAGACAGCGUGGUCAUAGGUGACAAGGUUGUCCUGAACCCCGUCAAUGCUGGUCAGCCCCUGCACGCCAGCAGCCACCAGCUGGUAGACAACCCAGGCUGCAAUGAGGUCAAUUCUGUCAACUGCAAUACAAGCUGGAAAAUCGUGCUUUUCAUGAAGUGGAGUGAUAACAAAGAUGACAUAUUGAAGGGGGGCGACGUGGUGAGGCUGUUCCACGCUGAGCAGGAGAAGUUUCUCACGUGUGACGAGCACAGGAAGAAGCAGCACGUCUUCCUGAGAACCACGGGCCGCCAGUCGGCCACGUCUGCCACCAGCUCCAAAGCCCUGUGGGAGGUGGAGGUCGUCCAGCAUGACCCGUGCCGGGGAGGAGCCGGAUACUGGAACAGCCUUUUUCGUUUCAAGCAUCUCGCUACAGGGCAUUACUUAGCAGCAGAGGUGGACCCGGAUCAGGACGCCUCUCGAAGCAGGUUGCGCAACGUCCAGGAAAAGAUGGUGUACUCCCUGGUCUCGGUCCCCGAAGGCAGCGACAUCUCCUCCAUUUUCGAGCUGGACCCCACCACUCUCCGCGGAGGUGAUAGCCUUGUCCCCAGAAACUCCUAUGUCCGGCUUAGACACCUGUGUACUAAUACGUGGGUCCAUAGCACAAACAUCCCCAUUGACAAGGAAGAAGAAAAACCCGUGAUGCUGAAGAUUGGCACCUCUCCCGUGAAGGAGGACAAGGAGGCGUUCGCCAUCGUCCCUGUCUCCCCCGCAGAGGUGCGGGACCUGGACUUCGCCAACGACGCCAGCAAGGUGCUGGGCUCCAUCGCAGGGAAGCUGGAAAAGGGCACCAUCACCCAGAAUGAAAGGAGGUCGGUCACCAAGCUGCUGGAAGACCUGGUUUACUUUGUCACUGGUGGAACUAAUUCCGGUCAAGAUGUCCUUGAAGUGGUCUUCUCCAAGCCCAACAGAGAGCGGCAGAAGCUGAUGAGAGAGCAGAAUAUUCUCAAGCAGAUCUUCAAGCUGUUACAGGCCCCGUUCACGGACUGUGGUGACGGCCCAAUGCUGCGGCUAGAGGAGCUUGGGGACCAACGGCACGCCCCGUUCAGACACAUCUGCCGGCUCUGCUACCGGGUCCUGAGGCACUCGCAGCAGGACUACAGGAAGAACCAGGAGUACAUAGCCAAGCAGUUCGGCUUCAUGCAAAAGCAGAUUGGCUACGACGUGCUGGCCGAAGACACCAUCACUGCGCUGCUGCACAACAACCGCAAGCUCCUGGAGAAGCACAUCACCGCGGCCGAGAUCGACACAUUCGUCAGCCUGGUGCGCAAGAACCGGGAGCCCAGAUUCUUAGAUUACCUGUCCGACCUCUGCGUGUCCAUGAACAAAUCGAUUCCAGUGACCCAGGAGCUGAUAUGUAAAGCUGUGCUGAACCCGACCAACGGCGACAUCCUGAUCGAGACCAAGCUGGUUCUUUCUCGUUUUGAAUUUGAAGGUGUUUCUACUGGCGAGAACGCCCUGGAGGCCGGGGAAGACGAGGAGGAGGUGUGGCUGUUCUGGAGGGACAGCAGCAAAGAGGUUCGGAGUAAGAGCGUCAGGGAGCUGGCGCAGGACGCGAAGGAAGGGCAGAAGGAAGACCGGGACGUCCUCAGCUACUACCGGUAUCAGCUGAACCUCUUUGCUCGGAUGUGUCUGGACCGCCAGUACCUGGCCAUCAAUGAGAUCUCAGGCCAGCUGGACGUGGACCUCAUCCUGCGCUGCAUGUCAGACGAGAACCUGCCCUACGACCUGAGGGCGUCCUUCUGCCGCCUCAUGCUUCACAUGCACGUGGACCGCGACCCCCAGGAGCAGGUCACACCCGUGAAGUAUGCCCGCCUGUGGUCGGAGAUCCCCUCCGAGAUCGCCAUCGACGAGAUCAAGGAAUCUGUUGUAAAUUUAGCUAGGAACCUCAUAUAUUUUGGCUUCUACAACUUCUCUGACCUUCUACGAUUAACCAAAAUCCUCCUGGCCAUCCUGGACUGUGUGCACGUGGCGACCGUCUUCCCCAUCAGCAAGAUGGCCAAAGGGGAAGAGAAUAAAGGCAGUAACGUGAUGCGGUCCAUCCAUGGGGUCGGGGAGCUGAUGACCCAGGUGGUGCUGCGGGGAGGGGGCUUUCUGCCCGUGACCCCCAUGGCUGCGGCCCCCGAAGGCAGCGUGAAGCAGGCGGAGCCAGAGAAGGAGGACGUCAUGGUCAUGGACACCAAGCUGAAGAUCAUCGAGAUACUGCAGUUUAUUUUGAACGUGAGGUUGGACUAUAGGAUCUCCUGCCUCCUGUGCAUAUUUAAGCGCGAGUUUGACGAAAGCAAUUCCCAGACUUCAGAGACCUCGUCUGGAAGCAGCAGCCAAGAGGGGCCCAGUAACGUACCAGGCGCUCUUGACUUCGAACACAUUGAAGAACAAGCAGAAGGCAUCUUCGGAGGAAGUGAGGAGAACACCCCGCUGGACCUGGACGACCACGGUGGCCGGACAUUCCUCCGAGUCCUGCUCCAUUUGACAAUGCACGACUACCCACCCCUGGUGUCGGGCGCCCUGCAGCUGCUCUUUCGGCACUUCAGUCAGAGGCAGGAGGUCCUGCAGGCCUUCAAACAGGUUCAACUGCUUGUCACCAGCCAAGAUGUUGACAACUACAAACAGAUCAAACAGGACUUGGAUCAGCUGAGGUCCAUCGUGGAGAAGUCAGAGCUGUGGGUGUACAAAGGGCAGGGCCCCGACGAGGCCAUGGAUGGUGCGUCGGGAGAAAACGAACAUAAGAAAACAGAGGAGGGGAAUAACAAGCCACAGAAGCAUGAGAGCACCAGCAGCUACAACUACAGGGUGGUGAAGGAGAUUCUGAUCCGGCUCAGCAAGCUGUGUGUGCAGGAGAGCGCGGCUGUGCGGAAGAGCCGGAAGCAGCAGCAGCGUCUGCUGCGGAACAUGAGUGCACACGCGGUGGUGCUGGAGCUGCUGCAGAUCCCCUACGAGAAGGCCGAGGACACCAAGAUGCAGGAGAUCAUGAGGCUGGCGCAUGAGUUUCUGCAGAACUUCUGUGCAGGCAACCAACAGAACCAGGCUUUACUGCACAAGCACAUCAACCUGUUCCUGAACCCGGGGAUCCUGGAGGCGGUGACGAUGCAGCACAUCUUUAUGAACAACUUCCAGCUGUGCAGUGAGAUCAACGAGAGGGUCGUCCAGCACUUCGUUCACUGCAUCGAGACUCACGGGCGGAACGUCCAGUACAUCAAGUUCUUGCAGACGAUUGUCAAGGCCGAAGGGAAGUUCAUUAAAAAGUGCCAAGACAUGGUCAUGGCUGAGCUGGUGAACUCGGGCGAGGACGUCCUCGUGUUCUACAAUGACAGAGCCUCCUUCCAGACCCUGAUCCAGAUGAUGAGGUCGGAACGGGACCGGAUGGAUGAGAACAGCCCCCUCAUGUAUCACAUCCACCUGGUCGAGCUCCUGGCUGUGUGCACGGAGGGCAAGAACGUGUACACCGAGAUCAAGUGCAACUCGCUGCUCCCGCUGGACGACAUCGUCCGCGUGGUGACCCACGAGGACUGCAUCCCCGAGGUCAAGAUCGCGUACAUUAACUUCCUGAAUCACUGCUAUGUGGAUACAGAGGUGGAGAUGAAGGAGAUUUACACCAGCAAUCACAUGUGGAAACUGUUUGAGAGUUUCCUCGUGGACAUCUGCAGGGCCUGUAACAACACGAGUGACCGGAAGCACGCAGACUCGAUUUUGGAGAAGUACGUGACUGAGAUUGUCAUGAGCAUCGUGACCACGUUUUUCAGUUCCCCCUUCUCAGACCAGAGCACGACUUUGCAGACUCGCCAGCCUGUCUUCGUGCAGCUGCUGCAAGGCGUGUUCCGGGUUUACCACUGCAACUGGCUGGCGCCGAGCCAGAAAGCCUCGGUGGAGAGCUGUAUUCGGGUGCUGUCCGACGUAGCCAAGAGCCGGGCCAUCGCCAUCCCCGUGGACCUGGACAGCCAGGUCAACAACCUCUUCCUCAAGUCUCACAACAUCGUGCAGAAAACGGCCAUGAACUGGCGGCUGUCCGCCCGCAACGCGGCGCGCAGAGACUCAGUUCUGGCAGCUUCCAGAGACUACCGGAACAUCAUUGAGAGAUUGCAGGACAUCGUGUCGGCGCUGGAGGACCGUCUAAGGCCCCUGGUCCAGGCCGAGCUGUCUGUGCUUGUGGAUGUGCUCCACAGACCCGAGCUGCUCUUCCCAGAGAACACAGACGCCAGAAGGAAGUGUGAAAGCGGCGGCUUUAUUUGCAAGUUAAUCAAGCACACUAAACAGCUGCUGGAGGAGAACGAGGAGAAACUCUGCAUCAAGGUCCUGCAGACGCUCCGAGAAAUGAUGACCAAAGACAGGGGCUAUGGAGAAAAGCCGCCACAAGCUCCGGACCCUGAGAACUCCACAGAGGAGCAGGAGCCGAGUCCACCCCUGAGGCAACUGGAAGACCAUAAAAGGGGUGAGGCGCUCAGGCAAAUUUUGGUCAACCGUUACUAUGGAAACAUCAGACCUUCAGGAAGAAGAGAGAGCCUUACCAGCUUUGGCAAUGGCCCGCUGUCUCCAGGAGGACCCAGCAAGCCUGGGGGAGGAGGGGGAGGUUCCGGGUCCAGCGCCAUGAGCAGGGGGGAGAUGAGCCUGGCCGAGGUUCAGUGCCACCUCGACAAGGAGGGGGCCUCCAACCUGGUCAUCGACCUCAUCAUGAACGCCUCCAGUGACCGGGUAUUCCACGAGAGCAUUCUUCUGGCCAUCGCCCUUCUGGAAGGAGGCAACACCACCAUACAGCACUCCUUUUUCUGCCGGUUGACAGAAGAUAAGAAGUCGGAGAAAUUCUUCAAGGUCUUCUACGACCGAAUGAAGGUGGCCCAGCAGGAGAUCAAGGCGACAGUGACUGUGAACACCAGUGACUUGGGAAAUAAAAAGAAAGAUGACGAGACAGACAGGGAUGCCCCGUCCCGGAAAAAAGCCAAAGAGCCCUCGACACAGAUCACGGAAGAGGCCCGGGAUCAGCUCCUAGAGGCCUCUGCUGCCACCAGGAAAGCCUUCAGCACCUUCAGGAGGGAGGCCGACCCCGACGACCACUACCAGUCCGGGGAGGGCACCCAGGCCGCGGCAGACAAGACCAAGGACGACCUGGAGAUGAGCGCCGUCAUCACCAUCAUGCAGCCCAUCCUCCGCUUCCUGCAGCUUCUGUGCGAAAACCACAACCGGGACCUUCAGAACUUCCUGCGUUGCCAAAAUAACAAGACCAACUACAAUUUGGUAUGUGAGACCCUGCAGUUUCUGGACUGCAUUUGUGGAAGCACAACGGGAGGCCUUGGUCUGCUCGGACUCUACAUCAAUGAAAAGAACGUCGCCCUCAUCAACCAGACCCUGGAAAGCCUGACCGAGUACUGUCAAGGGCCUUGCCAUGAGAACCAGAACUGCAUCGCCACCCACGAGUCCAAUGGCAUUGACAUCAUCACAGCCCUGAUCCUCAAUGACAUCAAUCCUCUGGGGAAGAAGAGGAUGGACCUGGUGUUGGAACUGAAGAACAAUGCCUCGAAGCUGCUCCUGGCCAUCAUGGAGAGCAGGCACGACAGUGAGAACGCCGAGAGGAUACUGUAUAACAUGCGGCCCAAGGAACUGGUGGAAGUGAUCAAGAAAGCCUACCUGCAAGGGGAGGUGGAGUUUGAGGAUGGAGAGGACGGCGAGAACGGCGAGGAGGGGGCUGCCUCCCCCAGGAACGUGGGGCACAACAUCUACAUACUAGCUCACCAGCUGGCUCGGCACAACAAGGAGCUGCAGAGCAUGCUGAAACCCGGGGGCCAGGCCGAGGGGGACGCAGCCCUGGAAUUCUACGCCAAGCACACAGCCCAGAUCGAGAUUGUCAGACUAGACCGGACCAUGGAGCAGAUUGUCUUUCCCGUGCCCAGCAUCUGCGAAUUCCUAACCAAGGAGUCCAAGCUGCGAAUCUACUACACUACAGAGAGGGACGAACAGGGCAGCAAGAUCAACGACUUCUUCCUGCGGUCCGAGGACCUCUUCAACGAGAUGAACUGGCAGAAGAAACUCCGAGCCCAGCCCGUGCUGUACUGGUGUGCCCGCAACAUGUCCAUCUGGAGCAGUAUCUCCUUCAACCUGGCCGUCCUCAUGAACCUGCUCGUGGCCUUCUUCUACCCGUUCCGAGGCGUCCGAGGAGGGACACUGGAGCCGCACUGGUCAGGGCUGCUGUGGACAGCCAUGCUCGUGUCUCUGGCCAUCGUCAUUGCUCUCCCCAAGCCCCACGGCAUCCGAGCCUUGAUUGCUUCCACGAUUCUCCGGCUGAUCUUCUCCGUCGGGCUGCAGCCCACGUUGUUCCUCCUGGGAGCUUUCAACGUAAGUGCAAACACCUUGCUUUUUUGCGUGGCUGACGCCAGGGACCCGGACAGUGACAUCAAGGCCCAGCUCCUGCUGCUGGUCUCCGGGUGUGCACUGGCGCUUCUCGAAGGUUCCACCCUUUUUGAUUUAGUGUACAGAGAAGAGACCCUGCUCAAUGUCAUUAAGAGCGUCACCCGCAACGGGCGGUCCAUCAUCCUGACGGCAGUCCUGGCUCUGAUCCUGGUGUACCUGUUCUCCAUCGUGGGCUAUCUCUUCUUCAAGGACGACUUCAUCCUGGAAGUGGACCGGCUGCCCAAUGAAACAGCUCUUCCAGAAGCCGGCGAGAGCUUGGCAAGCGAGUUCCUGUACUCGGACGUGUGCAGGGUGGAUACGGGGGAGAACUGCUCCUCUCCUGCUCCCNCAUAUUCCCCUGGACUCUGUUUCCCAGUGAAAACAUGGAGUGACAGUAGGAACAGGAGCUACUGCCAAAAUCCCAAGACCUGUGACAAGGAGCUCGACAGAUUUCCUGGUCCAGGAGACCUUUUCGGCUUAGAAAGAGACAAGUUUGACAAUAAGACUGUCACCUUUGAAGAGCACAUCAAGGAGGAGCACAACAUGUGGCACUACCUGUGCUUCAUCGUCCUGGUCAAAGUCAAGGACUCCACGGAAUACACGGGGCCCGAGAGCUACGUGGCGGAGAUGAUCCAGGAGCGAAACCUGGACUGGUUCCCCAGGAUGAGGGCCAUGUCGCUGGUGAGCAGCGACUCCGAGGGCGAGCAGAACGAGCUGAGGAGUCUGCAGGAGAAGCUGGAGUCCACCAUGAAGCUCGUCACCAACCUCUCGGGCCAGCUGUCCGAGCUAAAGGACCAGAUGACAGAACAAAGGAAGCAGAAACAGAGAAUCGGUCUUCUAGGACACCCGCCUCACAUGAACGCCAACCCACAGCAACCAGCAUAAGCAAGUGAGCUACAGCAGCGCGGUUCCCUUCUAAUGCUGAUUAGCGUGGGGUGGCCGCUCAGCCCUGACGCCCCCCCGAAGGGCGCAUUUAUGUUCAGUACAUUUGUAAAUACUCAGUUUUAUACUGUAUGUAUAUGAUUGCUACUCUCCAGGUCUGGAUAUAUGUAUUGUAAUUAGAAUUGUUGGCAUGAUGAAAUUUCAUGUGUGCCAAAAAUAUUAAAUGCUUUUUUUGGAAGGACUAAAGAAAGCACCUGAUUUGCACUUGAACCAGAGUAUAGAUUAAAAACUACAUGACAUGUAUUUUGUAUUUAAAACUAGAAUAGCCAGUAUUUAUGUUUUUUUUUUAUAAAACUGUGCAAUACGGAUUAUGCAAUCACAAUAAAUUUGUAACUCCUGGGUGUCCUAAGGGACUGCACAUCUUUGAAGCUGGUGUUAAAAAUGUAAUAAAUGGUUAUAUAUCAAAUGAUGCUGCUGCCAAAAUCAUACGAAUAGUACGUCUGAGGCCCCUGGGCAUUCUGCAUCAUAGAAUUACCCUGUGCUGAUACGUUUCUCGUGGCUAAUGGCACUAGUGCCUCUGUCUCCUAGUGACAAAGCUCCAAGCCUAUGAACUGUCGAGUCAGCAUUCAUUUUAAGAAAAGCAACUUUAGUUUCAAAGAUACUUUUAAGCUUCUGAAUUGAUCAUUUAAACUAUUUCUUUAAAUAAGAGCUACAUUAGAGGCUCAGACUUGAGCGUGUGAAGUUAACGAAUCUUUUAAAGGGAACUUUUUAUGCAGCGUUUGGGGUACAUGCAUACUGCCGGCCAACCGUGUCAUCAACUAGGUGAGUUCCAGUGUCACAUUAUGAAGGAAUGAAUGAUUGACGGUCCCUAGAGGCCUAGGCCAGACAGGCGAGCUGGAUGCAUUCUUCAUCUGAACAACAUGCUGCCGUAGCUAAGAAGCAACGUGUGAUCCAGAGGAGAUGAAAUACGGUGACCCUGUUUGAGCUCAGAGUUGAACACUGACGUUAUUCUUGUGAAAGAGCCACGUCUUGGUUUUCUUGGUCACGUGAUUUCUUUCAUUGAUGGAUGAAAAGUAUGAAAGGAAACGUGUAUGUCCGUUGCUUCGUUUUGUACAUGGGUCUCAUUUUACAAGAGAAUGUCUCUGCAAAAAAGUUUAAAAAUGUAUUGAAAUCAGAGUUCCAAAAUGAGUCAAGUUUGUAAAUGCAUAUAUAAAAAUACAUAUUUAAUAAAUGAUGCAGAAUCAUACACAGUGA